Molecule: messenger RNA, 1861 nt
Organism: Raphanus sativus (radish)
Lineage: Eukaryota; Viridiplantae; Streptophyta; Magnoliopsida; Brassicales; Brassicaceae
Product: zinc finger CCCH domain-containing protein 26
Exons: 7
Coding region: 379-1635 (418 amino acids)
Molecular function (GO): mRNA binding; metal ion binding
Source: RefSeq, a predicted model, not a curated record
AAUCUCAGAUUCUAAGAAAAAAAGGAAAAUGCAAAAGGGAGAGAAUAAGAGAAUAUUUGGGCAAAGAUUUUUUCUUUUUUAGAUUUGUUCAAACAAUAAAAUUCUAUCUUUGGGAAAGAACCAAACAAAAGUUAAUAUUUUUUAAGAUUUCAACAUUUUCUUCUUCUUUUAUCAUUUGUUGUGAAAAAAAAAAACAAAUCUAUUUCCUUAUAUAAUAUUCACAGAUUUAUUUUUAUCUUCUCUUUGUUAUUAGUAGGUGUUGAUCAUUGUGAUCAUCGUCUCUUCUUCUUCUUCUUCUUCGCAUACUCAUAAAUACCCUUCUCAGAAGAUAAGAGACCAGAACAAGAGUCUUUCGUGUCUGUCCUGUAAUAACGAGCCAUGUCUGAAACUCAGCAGGUUCAAAACUCUACUGAGUCAAUCCCAUCUUCCGACAAAACUGAAGAUACCUUGACGAAGGUGAAAGUUAAUGAAGAGAACAAGGAUGAACCAAGUCUGUAUCCUGAUCGUCCAGGUGAGCGAGAUUGCCACUACUUUCUGAGGACUGGCAAGUGUGGCUAUGGAAGCAGCUGCCGUUACAAUCAUCCUGUUUCUCAUGUGCCAGAGGCUGUGUUUUAUCACAGAGAGGACCUGCCUGAGAGGAUUGGUCAGCCAGACUGUGAGUAUUUUCUGAAGACAGGAGCCUGUAAGUAUGGCUCAGCAUGUAAAUAUCACCACCCUAAGGACAGGAAUGGUGCUGGACCGGUGCUGUUUAAUGCCCUCGGUUAUCCUAUACGGAAGGGUGAGAAGUCAUGCCCAUAUUACAUGCAGAAAGGGAUGUGUAGGUUCGGAGUUGCCUGCAAAUUCCAUCAUCCUCAGACUCAGACUCAUAAUGUCCAACCUACUAGCUUUCCUUCUGUUGGUAUUCCUUAUGCUGGUGGCUUGCCGCUCAUGUCUUUGCCUCCUGCAACAUAUGAAGCUAUGGCACGUCCUCAUGCUCCUCACCCUCAGGCCUAUUUGUCCUUAAUGGUUGCACCUCCUCAGGGCUGGUCUACUUACAUGGGUGGAUCUAACUCUAUUUAUGAUGUGAAAAUUAAGAUUGACUCCAGUUCUGAAAGAGCUGAGUGUAGUUUCUUUAUGAAAAAUGGGACCUGUAAAUAUGGAGAUAACUGCAAAUACAGUCAUCCAAAAGAAAGGAUGUUACCAAAUCUCUUUAACCCUGUGGUUCUCCCAGCUAGACCAGGACAACCAGCAUGUGGUAACUUCAAGGCCUAUGGAUUUUGCAAGUAUGGAGCAAGCUGCAAGUUUGAUCACCCAGUGCCAGUAAACCCAGGCUUGACCAUGCCUUCUCUGCCUACUGCUUAUGCCCCACCUGUUUCAACUCAAGUGAGGAUCACACCACCGCCAGGCCGCUCUGAUUCAACUACUGUCUCCAAUGGUGAUGAACCUGCUGCAAAGAAUAAGAGCUCGGACACUGAGAAACAAGACCGUGGACCGGACAAGUCAGAAGUGCAGGACUCAUCACAGCUAAGCCACUCUGAUUCAGCUGCCUUGUCCAAUGAGGCUGAGAAUCCAAGUUCAGAGGCUAAGAAAGAGGACGAUGAUCCUUCACCAGCUGACACCUCAGGAAAGCAGGGCUCAUCUGAUAAUGAUGCAUGAUCAUUAUUAUGAGUUUCUAACAAUCUCUGAAGAUCUUUUUUUUUGCCCUUUUUAUGAUUUUUUUGAAAGAAGGGCUUGGAUAUUUUCUAUCUUUUUCUUUUGGAUUUUUAAGACAGUCAUGGCUGAAACAAAAUAGGAAUUGAACAUUCUUUUUUUUUAAUUGGUUGAUAAAGUUUGGCUUUCAAUUAGCCAGUUUCAGAUGCUCAAUUAACCAGUUUUUCAUCUA